Messenger RNA from Neohortaea acidophila, 897 nucleotides. RefSeq lists its product as uncharacterized. Bases 1 to 897 code for a protein of 298 amino acids. Gene Ontology annotation, biological process: retrograde vesicle-mediated transport, Golgi to endoplasmic reticulum. The record is from RefSeq and is a predicted model, not a curated record. Gene Ontology annotation, molecular function: SNAP receptor activity. Lineage: Eukaryota; Fungi; Ascomycota; Dothideomycetes; Mycosphaerellales; Teratosphaeriaceae. The transcript has a single exon. Gene Ontology annotation, cellular component: SNARE complex; endoplasmic reticulum.
AUGGAUCCCGCCUCCACGGUCACACUCAAUCGCCUCCUCUCCCGAUUAGAUUCUACCCUCCUUCAAUCCUCCGAUGCUAGCCAGCUUGCUCGAUUACGAGGCUCGCAAUACGAACGCAACAAAGUCGCCAGCAAUGUUGAAUACGCGCGCACGCUUCUCUUGACGCUUGAAAAGCAAUCCUCCACCAUACGAGUUCAGACCCAACGGCAGCAGGCGCAGGCGGAUCUGCAGCAAAAGCGAGAGUUGAUCAAGAGACUCAAUGCCAGAUUGCUGGAGCUGAAUCAAUUAGGCGACGAAGAGUUUGGUGACGAUGAUAGUGAGGAGGAUGAAGAGGAGGGCAUAAAACCUUCCUAUGCACCGGCCAGGAUAGACGCGAAGGAUGGCUUAGACACGGGCGACUUUGGGAGUGCACCUGAGCCAGAAGCACCGCCGGAUCCUCCACUGCAACCACCCGAUCUCCGCGCGCGAAAGCCACUUCAAUCCAGUGACAACAGAGACGCAGCAUCCACAACUGCGCGAGAACAGCUCUUUUCCAAAAGCGCACCUCCGUCACAAUCAAGUGCAACUCUGCCGCAAACGGAAACGCUGCUAUCGCACAACCGCACCGAGCAAGAGAAUCUCACCAGCGGUCUAUUGUCGCUGGCGCGAGCACUCAAACAGUCGUCACUUCAAUUCAGCUCGAGUCUGGAGGCGGAGAAGGAGGUGUUGAAGCGGGCCGAGGGCGGGCUGGAUAAGAGUGCGCAAGGCAUGGAGGCGGCGGAGAAGCGGAUGGGACUGUUGAGGAAGAUGAGUGAGGGACAGGGGUGGUGGGGCAGGAUGAAGUUGUAUGCGUUCAUCUUUGGCUUGUGGGUUGCGUGUUUUCUCGUGGUGUUUAUCGGACCUAAGCUGAGGUUCUAA